ACAUGUUGGUAAGAAAUCCGGAUGUGUUUGUGUUGAAAGUGUGAUGGGGAGUGACUGCCUGCUUCUCUGUGCUGACGCCUCGACUCAGCGACUUCAGCAGGGCUUAAAGAGACAACAGCGGAUCCGCUCUUAGCCGCUGUCAGGAUUGAAACCGAAAAUACAACGAUUUAAAGCCAUGAAUGCUGGAAUAUACACCCUGGCGCCAUCCAAACUCCAACCCUCAGAUAUCUAGCGGAGAAAGAGUUCAUCAUCGAUCCACUGUCGGACUUGAAGAAGUCCUGAAGGAUUUUUCCAGCCAAUGACUCGGAGGGAACCAUGCGGAGUCCAAACGGAUGUUCAGCGCCGACUGAUUGGAUACAGUAGCAGGAAUUGUGUGUGUGUAUAUCUAUAGAUGUGUGUGUGAGUGAAUGAAUGUGUGUGUGUGUGUGUGUGUGUGUGUGAGUGUGGUGUGUGUGUGUGUGUAUGUAUGAGUGAGCAUUGCUAGCACAUGCUGCCUGACUCAGGCAGCGAGGUGCUCCGAAGAAGUCCACCGGGCCGUGCAGGAUUAAUGUGACGCGGAUGCGGCGUUCUGGAUUUUAGCUGCGAUUUAGCCGUGUACACACGUCUAUCUCGGACCCCGCCCUCUGAGCUAAAACCCCUGGCCCUCGUUUUGACGCUCCUCUGCUUUGCAUGGCUGGCGAGUAAUCGUGGAGAGGCCAGGGUAUCACAAGCUUAUGGAUUUUGAUAAGAGAGGUGGGAGGGCAGACACCGACGAGGGAAGGAGGAUGUCCAAACCGGGCGGGGGGAGGCCUGGGCACAGUAGCCGGGGCACGGGCGGGAACUCUGGCGUCCUCAUGGUCGGACCCAACUUCCGCGUGGGAAAGAAGAUCGGCUGCGGGAACUUCGGAGAGCUGCGGCUCGGCAAGAACCUCUACACUAACGAAUACGUCGCAAUUAAACUGGAACCGAUUAAGUCCCGGGCACCGCAGCUUCACUUGGAGUACAGAUUUUAUAAACAGCUGGGAGCCUCAGAAGGGAUUCCUCAGGUGUUUUACUUCGGGCCAUGCGGGAAGUACAAUGCCAUGGUCCUGGAGCUUCUGGGCCCCAGUCUGGAGGAUCUGUUCGACCUCUGCGAUCGCACUUUCUCCCUGAAGACCGUUCUCAUGAUAGCCAUACAGCUGAUCACACGCAUGGAGUACGUCCACACCAGGAGCCUGAUCUAUCGAGACGUGAAGCCCGAGAACUUCCUGGUCGGGCGGCCGGGCAGCAAGAGGCAGCACACCAUCCACAUAAUCGACUUUGGGCUGGCCAAAGAGUACAUCGACCCAGAGACCAAAAAACACAUCCCGUACCGGGAACACAAGAGCCUCACGGGCACGGCUCGCUACAUGAGCAUCAACACACACCUGGGCAAAGAGCAAAGCAGGAGAGAUGACCUGGAAGCACUGGGACACAUGUUCAUGUACUUUUUGCGAGGCAGCCUGCCCUGGCAGGGGCUAAAGGCGGACACGCUGAAAGAGCGCUAUCAGAAGAUCGGAGACACGAAGCGAGCGACGGCAAUCGAAGUGCUCUGCGAGAGUUUCCCAGAAGAGCUGGCGACGUACCUGCGCUACGUCCGGAGGCUGGACUUCUUCGAGAAGCCUGAUUACGACUACCUGAGGAAGCUCUUCACUGACCUCUUCGACCGAAACGGAUACAUCUUUGAUUAUGAGUACGACUGGGUCGGCAAGCCUCUUCCCACACCCAUCGGCCCCAUCCCCAGUGACACGCCUCAACCAAGCAGCCGGGACAAAGCACAGCAGCAGACCAAAGCCCAGUCGGCCGACUCCAAAUGGAGCGAGUCCCAGCCCACUCCCGUCAAUAAGGAGACGCUGGGGUCGCAUCUCACAGCUGAGGGGCUGGGGGGCUCAGUUCAGAUCAUGAGCUCGACCAAUGGAGAGCUGAACACGGACGACCCGACUGCUGGACACUCUAACGCUCCGAUCACAGCCGCCACCGAGGUGGAGGUCGCAGACGACACAAAGUGCUGCUGUUUCUUCAAACGGAGAAAGAGGAAAACCCUCCAGAGACACAAGUGAGGAGCACUCACGGGAAGAGGACUUGAAUCGUUCGGAUCACUGUCGAGUUUAAAAAAAAAAAAAAGAGAUGGAAGCGAACACAUUGCGCACUCCUUCUUCUAUCUUCCCUUCUUUUUUUUUUUUCUCCUCCACUUUUUUGUUUUCUUUCUCUGCCCCGUGUUUAUCACUCGAAACCUUUUCGACAAAAGACAAAACAAAAAGGACUCCGCUGGAGGGGGCGAUGCCGAAAAGAACCGUAUCAAAGAGAAUAAAAAGGAAAAGAAAGAAUAAACGAAUGGCGACUAAAUGAGCACCGGGAUGUGAAAUUUAAAAACACGAUGCUGUCAUUAUGAUCUAAAUUCCAUGCAGGACAUUGUGGCGUUCGGUGGCCUGGUGAUCCGAGGACUCGACUUGGACGGAUGGAAUUGUUUGGGUUUUUCGUAGCUGUAGAUCUUUGUUUCAAAUCGGAGGGGUAAAAGCUGCAAAAGGAAGAAAGAUUUGGUUCAUCUCAAGCAAUUUUUUUUCUUGGUAUAAAUAUCUUUGGUCACGUGUUUUUUUUUUUUUUUUUUUUUUGUUUUUGGAGCUGAAUAAGCGGGUUGAAGUGAAACCUUCAUGUUUUAUGUCGUUGUGACCUGGGAUUUUUUUAAAAUUGCUUUUUCUUUGUGUGUUUUUUUUUGGUUCUAUUGAUGUGGACUGUGUAGCACAGUGACUGGUCUCAGGUACUGUGGAUCAUGAGGAGAUGAAUCAGCUGUAAGCUCUCUGCUUGUUAUUGCACUUUUCAGAGGCAAAGAGAGAAGAUGAAAUCGAAGAGACUGCCCCGAGGACGAAUCCCGAAAAGAAAAAAACCAAGAGGCGAGGGCUGGAAUUCGCCGAACGCCCUCCUCUUUUAUGUUUCACAUUAGAUUUAUUUACCAGGAAAUCAUAGUUUGUGCCUUUCCAAGUAAAAUGUUUAAAGUUAAA
Molecule: messenger RNA, 2996 nt
Organism: Silurus meridionalis
Lineage: Eukaryota; Metazoa; Chordata; Actinopteri; Siluriformes; Siluridae
Gene: csnk1g2b
Product: casein kinase 1, gamma 2b
Exons: 12
Coding region: 714-2057 (447 amino acids)
Biological process (GO): peptidyl-serine phosphorylation; signal transduction; endocytosis
Cellular component (GO): plasma membrane; nucleus; cytoplasm
Molecular function (GO): protein serine/threonine kinase activity; ATP binding
Source: RefSeq, a predicted model, not a curated record